Sclerotinia sclerotiorum 1980 UF-70 is the source of this 276-nucleotide messenger RNA. RefSeq lists its product with no specific name. Lineage: Eukaryota; Fungi; Ascomycota; Leotiomycetes; Helotiales; Sclerotiniaceae. The transcript has 3 exons. The record is from RefSeq and is a predicted model, not a curated record. The coding region runs from base 1 to 276 and encodes 91 amino acids.
AUGGCAAGGUACUGCGGAAAGGAAUUAAAUAAAUUCCAACAAAUUCCAGUGUUUCAGCAUGUGGGAAGUCCCAUCCAAUCGGAGUCUCACCACACCACAUCUAAAGCUGGAGAAACUUCUCCUGCAUCACUCUACAGCAUUAACAUUAAGGAAGCUGUGACCAAGAUUGCUUCAAAGAAUGGUCGGCGAUUAGCCAAAUGCAAUCCUGCUCGAGAUGGCAUCGGCAAGAUGGUCAAAAGCGUAGAGAUACCGUUCAAGAGGCUCUCCUCGCAUUAA